Messenger RNA from Neomonachus schauinslandi (Hawaiian monk seal), 3417 nucleotides. It is a transcript of the gene PPM1A, whose product is annotated as protein phosphatase, Mg2+/Mn2+ dependent 1A. Gene Ontology annotation, molecular function: protein serine/threonine phosphatase activity; magnesium ion binding; manganese ion binding. The transcript is spliced from 6 exons. The coding region runs from base 422 to 1570 and encodes 382 amino acids. The record is from RefSeq and is a predicted model, not a curated record. NCBI's taxonomy places the organism in Eukaryota, Metazoa, Chordata, Mammalia, Carnivora, Phocidae. Gene Ontology annotation, cellular component: nucleus; cytosol. Gene Ontology annotation, biological process: negative regulation of canonical NF-kappaB signal transduction; positive regulation of canonical Wnt signaling pathway; positive regulation of canonical NF-kappaB signal transduction.
GGCGGGAGCGCGCGCGGGAGCGAGGGAGCAGUGGUCUCGGCGCCGGCCCGGCCCGCAGCUUCGGGUAUUCGGGCGGCUGCAGCGCCGGAACGGGUGGUUGGGGAGGGGGGUGGGGGGGGCGCCAGGCAGGUGGGGCGCGAAAGCGAUGAAUCUUCGGAUCUUCCUCCUCCUCCUCCGGGGCCCGCUCUCCGCCUCCCGCUCCAACGCCCGGAUGAUCUGAGCCGCGAGGGCGCCGAGAGCGGGGGGCCCGGACGCAGCCCGGUUCCUCCCCUCCUCCGCCCCCUCCCCGGCCUGACCUGGCCGGCGGCCGCCGCGGUGACCCCCUUCCAGCCCCCUCCCCGGCCGCCGUCGCCACCGCUGCCUUGGCCGACCAGGGACCUGCCAGCCCGCGGCUGCUCCUGACCUAGAAUAUCAAGACAUAAUGGGAGCAUUUUUAGACAAGCCAAAGAUGGAAAAACAUAAUGCCCAGGGGCAGGGUAAUGGGUUGCGAUAUGGGCUAAGCAGCAUGCAAGGUUGGCGAGUUGAAAUGGAGGAUGCACAUACGGCUGUGAUCGGUUUGCCAAGUGGACUUGAAACAUGGUCAUUCUUUGCUGUGUAUGACGGGCAUGCUGGUUCUCAGGUUGCCAAAUACUGCUGUGAGCAUUUGUUAGAUCACAUCACCAAUAACCAGGAUUUUAAAGGGUCUGCAGGAGCACCUUCUGUGGAAAAUGUAAAGAAUGGAAUCAGAACAGGUUUUCUGGAGAUUGAUGAACACAUGAGAGUUAUGUCAGAGAAGAAACAUGGUGCAGAUAGAAGUGGGUCAACAGCUGUGGGUGUCUUAAUUUCUCCUCAACAUACUUAUUUCAUUAACUGUGGAGACUCGAGAGGUUUACUUUGUAGAAACAGGAAAGUUCACUUCUUCACACAAGAUCACAAACCAAGUAAUCCGCUGGAAAAAGAACGAAUUCAGAAUGCAGGUGGUUCUGUAAUGAUUCAGCGUGUGAAUGGCUCUCUGGCUGUAUCGAGGGCCCUUGGGGACUUUGAUUACAAAUGUGUCCAUGGAAAAGGUCCUACAGAGCAGCUUGUCUCACCAGAGCCUGAAGUCCAUGAUAUUGAAAGAUCUGAAGAAGAUGAUCAGUUCAUUAUCCUUGCAUGUGAUGGUAUUUGGGAUGUUAUGGGAAAUGAAGAGCUCUGUGAUUUUGUAAGAUCCAGACUUGAAGUCACUGAUGACCUUGAGAAAGUUUGCAAUGAAGUAGUCGACACCUGUUUGUAUAAGGGAAGUCGAGACAACAUGAGUGUGAUAUUGAUCUGUUUUCCAAAUGCACCCAAAGUAUCACCAGAAGCAGUGAAGAAGGAGGCAGAAUUGGACAAGUACCUGGAAAGCAGAGUAGAAGAAAUCAUAAAGAAGCAGGGGGAAGGCGUCCCUGACUUAGUCCAUGUGAUGCGCACAUUAGCAAGUGAGAACAUCCCCAGCCUCCCACCAGGGGGUGAAUUGGCAAGCAAGCGGAAUGUAAUUGAAGCCGUUUACAACAGGCUGAAUCCUUACAAAAAUGAUGACACUGACUCUACAUCAACUGAUGACAUGUGGUAAAACUGCUCAUCUAGCCAUGGAGUUUACCUUCACCUCCAAAGGAGAGUACAGCUCAACUUCCUUGAACCUUUUAAACAUCCAUCCUCAACUUUAAAGAAGGCCAUCUGACGUGGGUGAGAGUGGGCCACACCGGAGAACUCAGCAGUACAACAGCUAGCCCAGGACUGAAUUUUUUUUUUUUUUUUUUUUUGUAAAUUUGAGACUUAAUGUAAACAUGAUUUCAAACCAUAAUUCAUGUUGUAAAUCAGACUCCAGCAAUUUUUGUUGUAUGAUUUUGUUUUUUGUAAAGUGUAAUUGUCCUUGUACAAAAUGCUCAUAUUUAAUUAUGAACUGCUUUAAAUCACUAUCAAAGUUACAAAAAAUGUUUGGCUUGUUGUGUGAUGCAACAGAUAUAUAGUCCUUUGAAGUCAUGUUGUGCUUGGACUUGGGGUCGGGACAGGGAGAGUAGCAGCCAUGCCAGCUAGACGCUCAAAUGUGCUCACAAUUAUGGAGAAUAAUUCCAAAAUCUUACAAAGCUGAACAUCCAGGGAGUUAACCGAAAACUAUCUUGGCAGUGGGGUUGGCACUGUUGAUAAAGCUGGUCCCUUCAUUUAACUGUCUUUUAGGUUGUUCUCGCCUUGUUGCCAGGAGUAUUGCAGGUAAUACAGUAUAUUCAUAAGAAUAUCAAUCUUGGGGCUAAAAUGCCUUGAUUCUUUGCACCUCUUUUACAAGUCCUUACGUUGAAUUACUAAUUGAUAAGCAGCAGCUUCCUGCAGAUAGGAGACUGCCACGUUUUUGCUAUCAUGAUUGGCUGGGCCUGCUGCCAUUCCUAGUAAGGUAUUCUGAUUCCAUUUUAUCAAUAAAGCUUGAUUUAACAAACAAGAAAUUUAAUCAUGUAUGUGUAAUUCCUCCUUUACCCCACCCUUAUAAAACACCAUGCCAUUGUAAAUGAGAAGUUUCUCAUGGGGAAAGAUGCUAGUCUCUUUUAAUUGGGAAAUACUGUUACUCAAGGCACAGAUGGAACUGUUUCCCUUCCAUUAGAAAGACUACAAGAUUUAAGUCUGUGUUGUUUCUUAAUGUGUUUUUUAAUGGAGUUCUUUCUGGCUGCUUAUUUUUCAUUAAGAUGUGGAUCAGCUUGAAUUUGCCUACUGUUUAAUUAAAAUAAUUGUCAGAGCUUGACAAUCUAACACUCUAUAGUAGGGGUGUGUGUGUGCGUGUGUGUGUGUGAGCGUGUGUUUGCCUGUGAUUCUUAAUUGGCCCAUGUCUUUAGAAUCCAAGUAGUUCAGAUGUAUUUGUGAUUUGAAAUAUAGCAUGUUGCUAAUAUUUAGCUGUUGGCCUUUAAAAAUAACUUUCAAAGCUUAAAGAAUUGUAGAUAUAAAAAUACCUAAUUUAAUUUAGGCUUAAAUUCCUCUGAUUAAGCAUGUGAAAGUAAGUUUUUAAAUCUGUCACGCAGAAAAGACUACUGUUUUGUGCCCUUCUGUAUUUUUGUCUGUCUAGGUUGGAUAUUGUAUUUAUUGCCGUGUAAUUUAAUCAUUCAGUAGGCAGAUUCCCCACUAGAAAACUAUGAACGUAUAAGAUUACAAUACAACAUUGAAUACAAAAUCGAAACUCUGUGUAUAAAAGGUAGUAUAAUCAGUUUUGUUAUAUUUGUUUUUUUUCCCUAACUUGGAAAUAUACAUAUUUGUAUAUAUAGCCUUAAAACUAAUGUAAAGUUAGGGGAGUAGUGGGCAAAGUAAUGUGAAAUGUCUCAGAUUUAAGUAGUUACAUACCAGCAAAACCUUUCCAUUAUCCCUCUUAUUUGUGAGGCGAUUCAAUGUAAUUUAAUUGUAUUUAAUUUAUAACUCAAUCCAGCAUGAAUGAAGAAAAAC